Hevea brasiliensis (rubber tree) is the source of this 698-nucleotide messenger RNA. RefSeq names its product protein LURP-one-related 14-like. Lineage: Eukaryota; Viridiplantae; Streptophyta; Magnoliopsida; Malpighiales; Euphorbiaceae. The transcript is spliced from 3 exons. Bases 1 to 597 code for a protein of 198 amino acids. The record is from RefSeq and is a predicted model, not a curated record.
AUGGAAACUCAUGAGGUAGCAUAUGGAGUACCCAUUGUUAGUGUUGUAAGGGAUGGCUUUUGUGUUCCUUAUCCUGUGGAGUUAGUCAUCAAGAAGAAAGAUCAUGGGUUCUUUGAUACUCGCUUCGAAGUACAGGAUGUUAAUGGCAAUCUCUUCCUUCAAGUUGAUGGCUUCUACAGAAACUUCCAAAAGAAAAGAAUCAUGCGUGAUCCUGCUGGUUUUCUUAUCCUCACAAUGCGCGAAAAGGUACUUACAAGCAGAAAUCGUUGGCUAGUUCAUCAAGGAGAAAGUUCAGAAAGGAACGAUCUCCUCUUCAGUGUGCAGCGAUCCCAUCCUUUCCAGGUGAAAACAAGGCUUGAUGUCUCCUUAGCUAGCAACAUCAAUGAAGAUAUCAGCAACUUCCAGGUUGUUGGUUGCUACUCCUCUCAGUCUUGUAAAGUUUACAAAGAUGAUACUUUGGUUGCAGAGGUGAAUCACAAAUUUACCUGGGGAAGCUUCUUGGGAGGUAGUGAUAAGUUCAGGGUACAAGUUUAUCCAGGAGUAGAUUAUGCCUUCAUUGUGGCAUUGGUUAUUAUUUUCAGUGAAAUUGACAUGUAGCAUUAUUUAUCAUCUUUGUAAAACUGUGAAGGUAAUUUAGUUUAUGUGUACUAGACACCUUUGUUACAUCGACUCGAUAUUGAGUAAAAAUGUUUUUUAUA